This is a messenger RNA of Podarcis lilfordi (Lilford's wall lizard), 22485 nucleotides long. Lineage: Eukaryota; Metazoa; Chordata; Lepidosauria; Squamata; Lacertidae. The record is from the annotation of a GenBank genome assembly.
AUGAAGCGAGGCCUCAUUCUUGGCCGUGGCAAGUCUCCUUACAGGUACGAAAUGUUUCAGUGAUUCUCAAACCUUGGGCAUGUACAAAAUUUGGAGGAGGGCUUGGAGUCUACGAGAGAGGCCUCCAACUUGUCUGUUCAGAAGCUAGGUCCAACCAGAAGUAGUUCCAAUCAGAAACUAAGUUCAAAUCAGCAAAGGCUCUUUCUAAAUUUGCUUGACACUUUCCUGUUUGUAGGUUCAGCUAAUUUUAUUACUUCCCUGUUCAGCAUGGCUGGGAGAUGAGUUGCUAGCUGCCCAUUGUUUUGCUCCCAGGGUGGUGUGGUCAUGAAUUACUGGUUUCUUUGUACAGUCGUACCUUGGAAGUCAAACGGAAUCCAUUCCGGAAGUCCAUUCAACUUCCAAAACAUUCGAAAACAAAAGUGCAACUUCUGCUUGGCUGCAGGAACCUCCUGCAGCCAAUUGGAAGCUGCGGAAGCCCCGUCGGACGUCUGGCUUCCAAAAACAGUUUGCAAACCAUAACAGUCACUUCCGGGUUUGCAAUGUUUGGGAGACAAAACGUUUGGGAACGAAGCUGUUUGAUUUCCAAGGUACUACUGUACAGUGGUACCUCAGGUUAAGUACUUAAUUCGUUCCGGAGGUCUGUUCUUAACCUGAAACUGUUCUUAACCUGAAGCACCACUUUAGCUAAUGGGGCCUCCUGCUGCCGCCGUGCCACCAGAGCACGAUUUCUGUUCUCAUCCUGAAACAAAGUUCUUAACCAGAGGUACUAUUUCUGGGUUAGCGGAGUCUGUAACCUGAGGUACCACUGUAUCUGUUUCUUCCUUCUUUAAUCUCCACCACAGCAAAUUGUACUUCACACUGCAGUAUUUUGUUGCAGGUCACACUUGCCCUAUGUACUAAGAGUGCUCCGAGUUCUCCAAGUGCCAGUUGUCAUGUAGGGAAAACUACGUCAUCUUUGCACCACAGGGACCCAUCAGCAGGGGAAUGCCGAAGUUUGCAAAAAGAAAAGAAAAGAAAAGAAAAGUGUUUUUUUAAAAAACAAAAACUAAGGUGGGGUUAGGGGCGAGAACCCAAAACAGCCCAAUGAAAAUUGAGCAUGCUCAGCUAUCUCAACAUUUUGGUUGAAUGUUGAAGUUGGAAAGGAAAGGAAAGGAAAAGAGGGGCAAUGGAAUGGAGUAUCCUGAAAAAAGGCCUGGCUCAAUGGCUAGACUGUUGUGCAGGAAGACUUCACAUACCUGACUUGCUUUAUGUACGCAGUAGGAAAAAAGAAUGCCUUGUUUUAAAAAUCCAUUUCACGUGUGAUAUGUUGUGCAACAGGCUUCUCAAACUCUGGCCUGUGACCAUUUGCAAUUGCUUCUAAAAAUUAAGGGUUUCCCCAAUAUCCCCAGCAGUUUUCCAGUGGUCUAUGGAGGGGAAAGUUUGGGAACCGCUGUUGCAGAGGUUACUUUUGCCCUACUUCCAAUUCCUUCCUGUGAUUCAGCUCUGCAUUUUCUCCCUCCAUUUUCCUUCCCAGGUCCGUUCUAAACCAAGCGAUAAAUUCGUCCAUGUCUGUGGUGGCACCCUCAUUCACAAAAACUGGGUUCUCACUGCUGCCCACUGCUUCCAGAAGUAAGUUAUCUACUGUGUGUGAAUUUGUGGAGGCAGAUCAAAACAAUGUGGGUGGCUCAUGCAAAAUGGUAUGCCUUUUGGCAUCGAUAAAGCAGGUGGGGCGUACCUACUAUCAUGCAAUGCUUAGAGGACUCACCAGUCAGGAAGAACGUUAUUGACUUUCUUAAACAAGUACAGAACACCAACAGGAAACCCCUAACCCCACCCAAAGACAAUUAAGUACAGUGCCACCUGCUGGCUAAACUAUAUAAUGACAUUAUCCACACACUAACUUUUCUCUUCUCCGUCACUUUUUCUCCCCCUAUUUUCUGUCUGGCUAAGCUUCUUUCUGGUCAUUGAGCCUGUCUUGUGGGAAAGCCAUUGGAGGAGAGGAGAUGAAGGAGUGGGAAGCAGUGGGCAGGAAAAAGACUUGAACAGCUUUCCUCCUGCCUGUUGUUUAUCCCUUAAGUAUAACGUCCACCUCCACAUGUGGCAAAAGGGUUGGGAACCUGCGUUGGCCACUGUAAUCAUUCAUAUAUAAUUUUUUCUACAUGUAGAAAACAGAGUGGUUUUAUUAACUUGUCCCCCAGUGAAAAACUAUUCUUGGGAACUUCUUGUGGGAACAUUUUUUUCUGAGUCCCCAUGCGGUUUCGCUCAUUUAUGGUAGCGAUACUAGUCUGGGUGGAGAAUGAGACUUAAGUAUGAAGGCAGGUGGGGUGCGGGUGGCACUGUGGGUUAAACCACAGAGCCUAGGACUUGCUGAUCAGAAGGUCAGCAGUUUGAAUCCCCGUGAAGGGGUGAGCUCCCGUUGCUCGGUCCCUGCUCCUGCCAACCUAGCAGUUCGAAAGCACGUCAAAGUGCAAGUAGAUAAAUAGGUACUGCUCUGGCGGGAAGGUAAAUGGCGUUUCCGUGCACUGCUCUGGUUCGCCAGAAGCGGCUUAGUCAUGUGCUGGCCACAUGACCCGGAAGCUGUAUGCCUGCUCCCUCGGCCAAUAAAGCGAGAUGAGCGCCGCAACCCCAGAGUUGGCCACGACUGGACCUAAUGGUCAGGGGUCCCUUUACCUUUACUUUACUAUGAAGGCAGGUAAAAGCAGAUCGGGGCGGGGGGCAUGUGAGACAACACACCCAACCCUACGGUGCAUCAUUUUCAGGGGACAGGAAGAAGAUGUCACCAACUGGCGAAUUCUUCUCGGCAAGCAUCACCUUAACUACCCGGAAUCCACAGAAAGAAGCUACCGGGUGAAGCGAAUUUAUCGGCACGAAUGUUUUCAGUACCCUCAGCUAAAUGAGCUAGAGUAUGACAUUGCUUUGGUCAAGCCAGUGGAAGAGAUUACUGCCAACAGGUUUAUCCAUUAUGCCUGCCUGCCAAAAAGAGGCAGUUUUCUCCGUCCGGGACACUCCUGCUGGGUGACUGGCUGGGGGGGCACGAGAGGUAUUUCAGAGUGUCGUGUGCCACCAAUAAGAAUUACAUUGUUUUCAAUAAGUGUCUAUAGCUCUGCAGCCUUAAUUUGUGCAAAGUUAAAAGAAUUUGGCCCUGGAAUCCGUUUUUGGUAGCCAAGUUGAGUCUUGGAAUAUGUUAAAGAGUCUCUAAACAUGUGCAGAGUGCAUUUCCUUGACAACCAAGAAGUCCAAAUCAGCCACACAUGCUUAGGACUAAAAACCAGGCCUUCUAACACAAGUGUCGUUAUUCUGAGACAGGUUUGAGCCCUGACAUGAUACCGUAUUUUUCGCUCUAUAGGAUGCACUUUUUCCGCUCCAAAAAUUAAGGGGAAAUGUGUGUGCAUCCUAUGGAGCGAAUGCAGGCUCCUUGGCUUCAGCGAUAGCAAUGUGAAGCCUCCGAAGUGCAGAGGGAGCGCUCCUUCCGCGCUCCGGAGGCUUCAGGUUCCUUUUGCUGAAGCCGGGAGAGCAAGACUCUCUUGGCUUCAGCAGAGAGGGAGAUCUGCGCAGCGCCCCUUCAGCCAAGCGGGAGGAGAAAUGGAAGGGGCUCCGUUUCUCCUGCUGCUUCGCUGAAGGGGCGCUGAGCAGAGAGGGGGAGAUUUGUUUUUUCUUGUUCUCCCCUUCUAAAACAAGGUGCGUCCUAUGGUCCGGUGCGUCCUAUAGAGCGAAAAAUACGGCAAUUUUCUUUAGAAUUUAAGGACUUGUAGAAUAUGGAAAAUUCGAAGUAUUUACCAUUUCCAGUGUAAUGCAAAGUCACAAAAUGCUAAUCUUCAAGGUUCCAAAAAUGUUCUGGUUCUUACUCUUCUUCUGUUUUAUGCACUGAAGGUGGACAAGAUGAAAACUUCUCUCUCUCCGAGGUUUUGAAUCAGGCCAAGUUGCCAGUCAUAGAUUUCAACACAUGCCACCUCAAGAAGUUCUGGGGAAGCAAAAUCCAAACAUCAAUGCUCUGUGCUGGACUGAAAGAUACGGCAAGGUCUUCAGCUGCCUGCCAGGUACAGAAAUGGGAUAUUCAUGCAGAGCCUUUCCACACAAAUCUGGUUUUAGGUGCUAUCAGUAGACAAAUCUCCCUGUCACUGUCGGUUUGAAAAAUUUGCAACUUCAAUAGCCAAAGAUUUAAGAGCUUAUCAUGCUACUACAGUGGUACCUCGGGUUAAGAUCUUAAUUCAUUCCAGAGGUCUGUUCUUAAUAGGAAACUGUUCUUAACCUGAAGCACCACUUUAGCUAAUGGGGCCACCUGCUGCUGCUGCGCCGCUGCGCCAAGAUUUCUGUUCUCAUCCUGAAGCAAAGUUCUUAACCUGAGGUAAUAUUUCUGGGUUAGCAGAGUCUGUAACCUGAAGCGCCUGUAACCUGAAGCGUAUGUAACCUGAGCAACCACUGUACUGUUAAUUGUGUCCAGAUUUUCACUUUGGGAAGUAUGGCAACUCUAUUAUGUCACUACUUAGAAUACGACUGUUUCAAGAUCAAGCCAGGUAUGUAUGACAAAGGAGAUCUGUGAAUAGGAUCUCCAAUAGUUUCUUAGAGGGUGAAUACUAGGGGCUGGGGAGUGUUUCAGAACUAUGGCACUGGGACACUGUGGCCUAACUCUCCUCCUGUACCUCCUAUUGCUAUUUGUUGCGUUGGUCAAUACAUACAGGUAUCAAAUUGAUACCUUCAUGUUUUGCCAUGUGGGGCAAAGACAUUUGGGGUGGAUGCUUUUAACUGGGAGGGUAGCACAGAGGAAGAGUUAACCUCAUGCAGCCAGUACUGUGAUCUUGAGAUGCUAAUAACAUUGCUAAUAACCUCGAAAAACUGUGGAAGAUUUUACUCCUGAAUAUUUAGCAUCCCAUCUAGAUCGACACUCAAGUCUACCACUGAACCCUCACUGGCAUAUGAACAUGUUUCAACUCUUGGACGAUAUUUUAUUUUCAGGGAGACUCGGGUGGCCCACUGCUUUGCCAAACUGGGAGAGAGACAUGGGAAGUCCAUGGGGUCGUGAGCUUCGGGCCAGUUGGGUGCCAGGUGCAGAACAAGCCUACUGUCUUUACUAGGACAUCUGCGUAUAUUCCUUGGAUUGAAGCAAUCAGAAUGCGGGAUUUUUUUUUGUAAAGGACAGGAAAGAGAAGGGAAGUCCAGGGAUAUCAAUAAAAUCCUUUGCAAAUUUAGGAAUGUGUGCUUAUUUUAAUACUGGAAUUCUGGAAAUGAGAUUUGGGAAAUGAGAUUUGAGUUCAUGGCUGAGCUGAAAUUGGAAUCUAGGGCCAACCCUGCAAUCCUACUCACAAACGAGUCUACCAACUAGAACAGCUGACUUUCCAAAGACGCCUUUUUCCAUUUUGGUUUGUGGUGGGAUGCCUCCCAGCAAGUUCUUCCGCAGACCGUUGUGCAACUUACCGUUACAUCUGAAAUGUAUGGAAAAUAAAGUCAGAAAAAUAUUUGGGGUGCUUUAUCCUGAUUGGUUUGCAGGCUGGUAAGAUGGAAGUUGGCUAUUUAAAGAGCAUUCAUUUUUAUUUGUGUGUGUGUGUGUGUGUGUGUGUGUGAGUGAAAUUAGGUGAUGUCGCGCCAAACAAGUGCUAUCACAUACUUUCCAGUCCAUUUCUCCAUCCAGUCUUUUGAGGAAGCGUGUUUCUUGUGUUAGACCUCCCCAUCAGCUAUAAUCGUGCAACCUGAAUUUGCCAGAGACGGUCUGGAGGUGUCUGUUGAUUUCUGUGCUUAAUAGAGGGAGGAAAGCCUCUUUCUCAGCAGCCACCAUGGAAACACAGAACAGAGGCAGAACAGUAUCCUCCUCAAACAGGAGGCUUUAAAAAAAAUAGGUCAACGAAAGGCAGGAAGCUUGUGUUUGCAUACGGGCUCCAGAAAAUGGGGUUUCCCAUCUUCCUUGACCGGCAGGAAAAAUGCAAGCAACUAGGCCUUAUCGCAAGCUAGUAAAAAUUACCUUCAGGGUAUAUAUAGAGAGAAAAAGAAAAAAAGAAAGUGAGGUUAGAGGGAGACAAAAAAACACUCAACACACAACCCUGCAUCUGAAAUAAGGACAGCAACCAUUCACAUAGCAGCAUUGACAUGUCACUCAAGGCAUGAUGAACAGCAACAACGGGGGAAAAGAUAGACGUAACAUUUUACAAGGACAGGAACACUAUGGACAGAGUAAUUGCCACACACAGGAAGAGCAAGGAUAUAGUUUGACUGCCUCACUUGUAGUUCUAUAAAUCAUUUAAUGUGUCAACACGAACAGACGUUAUUAAUAUUGCAGUUGUUGUAUAAGGGAUUAUUAUUUUGACUGGAAUGCAAUUUAAAUUAGUAAGAUUUUGGAACGCAGAAAUAAAAUCAUCAAACCAUCAAUUCUAGCAUGUGGGAGGCCACCUAAGUUAUAUACAGAAUUCGGUAUUUGAACAAUUGAUAUUAGUAACUGUAUUCUAAUUUGGUUCUGUUAUAAUGAGGGUAUUAUUGGAUUGAAAUUGAAAAUUAAUGAAAAUUAUUAUAAAAAAGUAGCGUUGACACAUAUAUCAUGGCAAUGGUGAGUGAAUGCAAGCUUGUUUUUCCAACACUGUACAACUGUCAUUUAAUUCAGUCUACAAGCUAUUAGGAAAUGCUUGUUCGUUUGCUUUUAUUUUGCCAAAUUUGUAUACCGCCCUUCUUCCAAAGGCCACAGGGGGGUUUACAACGCAAAACGCAUAAUAUAAUAACAAAUAAUAACAACCCCUACACGACACAUUUUCAUAGCUGUCAACGUUUCCCUUUUUUAAGGAAAAUUCCCUUACUCCGAAUAGGAUUCCUCGCAAGAAAAGGGAAAAGUUGACAGCUAUGCAUUUUUUUAAAAAGCUUAGUAAGCCCAAGGCCAAGGGGAAAGCCUUGAACCAAACAACCUCCCAGGCUAUUUCUUUGAGCUACGAGCUAUUUCCCUCCUCCCAGCCUGCUUUACGUAAAGAGGAGGUGGAAGCGACGUCGCCCACAAUUGAGUCCGGGCAGCGGCUUCUGGAGGCGCGAGUGCGCAUGCCUCUUCUCCCGGGAGCUUCCGUUGGUGCCUCUAACCAACGGGAGGGGGCGGCCGAAUACCGUCACCCGAAGGCGCCGGGCCUCCGCGGAAAUCUCGCGAUAUCUUGCCCCCGCUCCACCCCGCGAACCCUCUUUUCCGGCCUGAGCUCCUUGAGGGGAAAGUCGCUUCGUCGCCUUUGCGCCGGCCGCUGUCUGCAGGUUGCCGGGUGAGUCAGAAGGUGGGAGCCGCGGGUUGGGAGAAAGGGCCUCGGCCGCUGACCGGCAUGAGGGUGUUGAGUGAGGUGGGGCGGAGAGGCUCGCCUUGACCUAUAUUGCCCUCCGCUUUCCGUCCCAGGAGCCGGUUACGUAACUGCACGUGGGAAGAGUCCAACGCGUGUCAAUCUUUCUUGGCGUUCACCGUGAAAUGUAACGCCCUGCGUUGCUUCCUUAUGCUGAAAGUGUCUGGUAUUUCUGCGGUUGGGGAUUGAACGUAAGCCCCUCCCCCUGCCAAAUAAAAUAUAAAAAAAUGUUUUUGGUGUCGUUGGGGGCCUAAGAAAACCCGUGGCGAGGGUGGCUCACAUUCUCACCUGUUUAUUAAUGCCAUUUAUCGAUCGCAUUCAUAGCCCAAGCAGCUCAGAAUGCAUGGAGCUUUCCCCCAUUCUGCUCAUUUAACCCCCACAACAAUGAGUGGGUUUUUUUCUGGGGGUACUCAGGGGUACGCAGUACCAGCAGCUCCCCCAACAGAUCAUCUUAAAAGUGUGGCACUUACUGUAACAACUUCAUGGUGAGUACCAGUACCAUAUUUUUCCUUUAUAAAAGCAGUGACAACAACCUUGUGAGGUAGGCUAGGCAGAGAAGCAGCGAGUGGCCCAAGGCCACCCAGUGAGUUUCAUGACCCAAGUGGGGGAUUUGAACCUGUGUCUUCCGGGUGCUCGUUCCUGUGAGAGGGUCUGGAUUCAUUUAUUGGCUACACAGUAUUGAUGCUCUUAAACAAUGCUGGGCGGACUUAUGUCUUACAGGAUUUCCUUCGUUGUCAUUGUUUUUGCUUGAUCCAGCAACUGGAACAUUGUGUGGGGACAGGAUGGGAAAUUAUAUAUUUAGAAUUAAGGAAUGACAAGCCUGUUGCUUUUCAGUAGCAGAACUGGGUUCAUAGCAAUCUCCACCUGGUUUUCUUCAUUUUAGCCAUCUAAUUGAGGAUGAGGUGGGAGCUUUGCUGCCGCUAUCAUUAAAUAAUCUGAGAGUCAAACUCUUGCAAGUCUACCAUAAAUUGCCCAGAUCUCAAUCUACCUUCAGCCCACCUCAGUACAUGAUUUUGAAUAUGCAGCUAUCCUUAACCCUCAGUCUAGCCUCCCCACAUCAGCAAAAUUGGAAUUAUGAUGCCCUGUACCACAUAGGAAGGGUGGAAUCAUGACCUCUGCCUUUUAUAUAUAAAUCCAAACAUUGGACAUGAUCAAGCCAGAGUUAAGUGUUUCUCUGGUUGGUUACUUAUAUUAGGAAUUAAGAGGCAGUGGUGGCAAGCUGUAGCUGAUGUGGAUAGGGGAAAGUUGUCUAGUACGGUUGUUAUGGAGUGGGUGGGGUUGCCUCUCAAAAAGGCCAGAACUUCCCUGGCAGGUGCAGCCACACCUUGCAAUUCCUUGCGUGGUAUGAUUGCAGCACCAGUCUCUCUGGUGCAUUACUGAAAGCUUUGAGGUUACACUGGCUGGUGCAAGUCUUGUCUUCUGGUAUUCUCAAAAUAAUUUGGUUGCAGAUAUGAGUGCCAUGGUAGAUACAGCAGGGCUGUAUACCCUGCCAGAUGGGUGGAGUAUAAAUAAUAACAAUAAUAUAAUAUGCUUAUCACUACAGUUGGGGUUGUGGGGCACAGGGAGAACUUUCAGCCCCUGCUAAGAAGCAAGAAUGUAGAACUGCAUCACAGCAAGAGCUAUUUAAAUGUUUGAGAUUAAGUGUCUGCAUGCUGAAAGCUACAGGGAAAUGGAGUUGUUGGAUAUAAGAUUAUCUUGGGCUUUGAAAAGGGAGAGAAAUCUUUAAGUGAAACGGCAUUUACAUUCAUCUCUGCUUAAUACUCUCUCACCCUGGUAUCAAGGUAAAGGAAAUUUAGGAAAGGAAAUCCCAGCUCUGCCUUAGUGAUGACAUAGUGUCCUGUGUGCAUCUCAGGAAGCUUCACUUGCACAGCAGUUAGGAGUAAUUAUUUUCAGCAGCAGCAGCAGCCUUCUCUAUUGCCUACUAUUCACCUAAAAGCUAGAAUUGGGACUAGUCUUUGUCAUAAUGCUGGAAGUGAUGUGUGUAGGAAAUUGGGAAGUGCAUGCAUUUAAGAGUCUCUGAAUCUUGGUCUUAGUAUAAAAGCCACUUACCACACCUUCCGGAGUUUGCAUCUUAAAAAUACUGGUAUAUGCUCCAGCAGAUUUAGUUUCCUGUGAAACAACAAAACCAUACAUCUAUAAUUCAAGGACCAAUUAAUCUUCAACAUGUCUCAUUUCUUCCCACCAAUGUUCUGUGUUGGGGGUAAAAGGAAGUAUACUUGGUUUCAGUGAUAUAUGUUUAUUAAAAGUUGAGUCCUGUUGUUGAGACAUGGGCAAGUGGCUUUUUGUUGAAGCUUCUGGGUUUUUAGGGGAAAUUCCUGAGGCUUUAUGCUGCAGCUUUUAUUUGCAUGUGUUUUAUGUUUUUCUCUCUUGUAUUGGAUUAAGAGGAAAGGUUGUCAAAAUAGAACAAAGUUGUUUUUUCCCUUUGGUCUCUUUUUAAUAGAAACACAUAGAUAAUGGAAAACUGGCAAGUCAUAAAGUAGGUGACUUGAUGAUUCUGUAAGAAUAUAAUCUUGUGUUUACGAGCAUGCGAAGAAUGUGACCACAAAACCUUUCAGGCACCACAUGUUUUGAAGGUGGGAUUGGAUUUGCAGUCCCUUCAAAAUGAUUUGUUGGAAAACCACACAGAGCAUUAUGCUUCUAUUAAAAUAACCUAGAGGAGCACUGGGUAACAUGAAGUGGUUGUGUUUAUUUUACUUCACAUUGUAUUUCAAAUGUCCCCCCCCCCCAUUGCUGUACACACAGUAAGGAUAUAACCCCAUGCAUGUACUGGCUGUGAUGGGGACACUCCAGUUCCUAGUUACAACCUUAGAAAAUACUAUCAGUGUUAGGACAGACAGUUGUCAAGAAUGUCAGUGUUAACUUCCUUUUGCUUUGAUAGGCUUUGUCUGGCGUGUGCAAGUUGUAUGGAGCAGGGAAUGUCUUUAGCUUGUAAACAGCCUCUUGACUAUAAGGUUCACUGGGCAGUUCCCCCCUUUCCUUGUAGGCCCCAAGUGACUGACAUAAAUACUGUAUGUGUGGGUAAGUUGGCUUGGUCUUUCCUUUCCCCUCCUUCCUCCAACCCCUCAUGAACACCAUGAGUCUUUGCAUGAGGAUCCUCCAGACUGCGUGAGGGGCAGUCCAAGCUCACAAAGUUGGAUUCCACUCAUAGUUUUUAUUUGUCUUGUGCUCUUUGUUUUUAAGAAGCUGGGCAGGAAAAAGUUAUAUGGGAAGAAGUGUUUGGUUUUAGUUUCAAGCGGUCAGAGCAUUAAUUAGGUUUAGUAAAAUGAUGUUGCUGGUGGAAUAUCUGAUACAGAGAUACUUAAUGGUGCGUGUAAAGCAGUUGUAUCCAUACAGUAUUCCUUGUGGUUGCAUGCAGGUACUUGGUUAACUAUUUGUGCUCAUGUAGAUGGGAAGGGGAGGACUUAGCUAUGCUGGAAAUUUAGGUUCUCUAACAUAACACAGUGCCAGAAUAUAGGAGGCGGGAGGCCUAUGGUAUUGCUAAUAAGUGUUUCUUUCCACAACCUACUUUAGAAAUGAUAUAUUCUGUGAAACAGGAACACAAUGUUGCAAGAGUUGCAGUUCCUCUUGUAAUGAACCUAAAAUAUCUUCUAGUUCCGUUAUAGAAGGUUAUUUGAACUAACUUGUACCUAUACGUCUGCUUUCAGUCUUUGGCACAGUGAGUUGUGUGUUUCAAGGAAAAGCCAUGAUGCUUUUAGGAAAAUCCUGACCCAUUUUGUCUGCAUAUGUAACACAGCUUCUUGUGUCUUGGUCCUACAGUCAUUAACAGUCCUUGAGCUUUUAUGGAAGUCUUGUGACUUAUAGGAUCUAUAGUUUGUUGACUAUAGUUGACUAUGGAGUUAGGAUACAUUUCAGAAGGCAAGGUAGCUUAGAGCUCAUAUGUGGGAGGUGUUUUGGAAUAGAUAGGGUUGCCAUAUUUCAAAGGGUGAAAAUUUGGACACAAAAGUUGUUGAGCUGUUUUUAAGGAGACUUCUGGCAGAUAUGACACUCAAGCUAUUUCCACCCAGACACUGUUUCCAACUGCUGUAUUCUGGCUAUGUCCGGGAAUUCCGGAUGUAUGGCAACCCUAGAAUAGGAGAAACUUGGGAGAGGUGGCUGGGGUAGGAUAUCUGCUUCCUUGUCCUGAUGAGUGGGUAAUCUGGAACAUUCCUAUUAUUAAAGUCUGCAUGCUGCUUGUGAUAUGUGUGAACAUGCUGCCAUUAUUAUUAUUAUUAUUAUACCACCCUAUACCCACAGGUCUCAGGGCAGUUCACAGGAUGAAAUCAGAAUAUAAAACCACAAAAUACAGAAUCAAAAUAAAAACAACUGAAGUCAACCUUAACCCUAUCUGAAGUCAAAUAUCACAAGAACUCUGAUAUCUCCUCACAUACCAGUGAGAUCAUAGCAUGGUAGAGUUGGGACCUUGAGGGUAAUCCAACCCCUUGCAGCACACAUUUUGUUUUCCAAGUACCAAACAAGCAAUAAUUCCAUUAUACACAUGUCUGUGCUUGAAUUAUGUAAGCUUUGUCAGGUAGGGCAUAACAGUGGGAUAUAUUGCAACAUUUUGUGGUUUAAGCUGGCAGAUGGAUAUUAGUAUGAUUCUUCAGGCAAAACAAACUAAACCUAGAAUGAUCUAACUGAACACCUGUAUUAAGCAGGCAAGAAGGACUGUCAUCUUGUAAGCAAUAAAAAAAAACAUUCUUGAGUAAUGCAGGUUUAUUUAAAUGCUGAUUAUGAGUAAUAAGGACUACAUUUGACAAAACUGCUCGUAGUUUGUCCCACAAAUGCUUAGCAGACAAACUUACAAAAGAAUUAUGUUAUCUGCAGCCUUAAUUGGCUUAGCAUUUUAAUUUGUUUCGUUUGAUCAUUCAAGCAUUGCUGCAGUAAAAUAAAGAAAGAAAUAGGAAGGGGUAUAAACCACUUAUAUGCCCAGGGUUGGCUGCAAAAGUACAAAUGGUGAAAGUUGAGCUAAUAGUUUAUAUUUGAUUUUUGGGUGUAUGCUACACUUGUUGAUUUGAGAGAAGGCUGGUGUGUUGUUGUGUCUGGAGUGCUCAGCAAUAACGUUCACCUGAUGGCCUCAGAAAAUUUGUGCCCUCACAGCCUAACUUUGUAGGCUGGUUGAGAUGAUAGAAUUGGGUGGCUGGGGUAGAACUACGUAUAUUGCCUUCAGCUCUUGGAGGAAAAGAGGUGUGAAUAAGUGUAAAAAGAAUUUAUUAUAUACUAAAAAUGUGCUAGAGACGCAGGUGGCGCUGUGGGUUAAACCACAGAGUCUAGGGCUUGCCGAUCAGAAGGUCAGCGGUUCAAAUCUCUGCGACAGGGUGAGCUCCCGUUGCUUGGUCCCACCUCCUGCCCACCUAGCAGUUCGAAAGCACAUCAAAGUGCAAGUAGAUAAAUAGGUACCACUCCAGUGGGAAGGUAAACGGCAUUUCCGUGUGCUGCUCUGGUUUGCCAGAAGCGGCUUAUCAUGCUGGCCACAUGACUCGGAAGCUGUACGCCGGCUCCCUCGGCCAAUAAAGCGAGAUGAGCGCCGCAACCCCAGAGUCAGCCACGACUGGACCUAAUGGUCAGCGGUCCCCUUUACCCCUUACUAAAAAUGAACUUCUUCCAAACACGGAGUCUUCCAUAGUCAAAACAGCACUGCUUACACAGGGAGCAAGUUUUGGGGGGAGCGCCAUGCUUUGCAGAAGUAACAGAGAAUCUUUUGAGAGUCUGCUUCCUUAGGGUUGACUCUUAAUAGCUAUGUGAGGGCAAUGUAUGCUCUGCGCACAUGGAUUGCUGGCUGGCUGUUGGUGGGGGAUGGAGUGCCCUGGAAAAUGGUCUGGCAAGCUGGCUGGAAGGCUGAACAGGAGCACGCCACCAUGUGCGAUUUUGUACCACUGGUCCUUGGAUGGUAAUUCUAAUAGCCACACUUAUUAGGCUGGUUUGGACACCUAAUCCUAUGCAUGUUCUCUUGCAACAUUUAAAGAUGCCUCAUACCGAGCUGGACCAUAGAUCCAUCUAGCUCAGUAGAAGGAAACCUGUGCUUGGAAACCUAGACACUUGGACUUCAGCUUCCAUCAGCCCCUGCCAAGCUGGCUAAUGGUUGGGGGGGGGGGUGAAAGUUACAGUCCCAACAGCAACUGAUGCAGCUCAACACCCCACCUCCACCCCCUUAGCCAAUACCAGCUCUUCUGAAAGUGGAUCCCUGCAGAAAUAUUUCUCAAUCCUGCUUCCUGAAAUCCUUUCAAUCAGGGCUUGAACGUGGCACUUUCUACAUGCGUGCAAAGCAUGUGUUUUGCCCUUGAGGAAGGAAGGAAGCUCUGCAUGCCUUUCAAAUAUGCAUAUAGGAUCAGGCCAAUGGUUGCAUUUUGGAGGGGCCAUAGUGGAAGCACUUGGCAUAGCAAAGGCUUGAAGAAACAGGUCUCUUUUAAUGCACACCUUUUGGUAGUCUCAAGAUUGAAACCUAAUUAAGAAUGCCACAUUUCUGUGUCUCUCUCUUUAGUGGAUAACUUUCCAGUAUGUUGAAGGCAUGUGUGUGCAGUAAGUAGUCUUUAGCUAUUGUUGUAAAAAAAAAAAUCUGCUCUUUUUCCCUUAUGGGGUAUCCAAGAGCCUGUAUAAUUCUUAUAACACUAUGUUAAGACUUUUCUUUCCUGAUAUGCCGUUUCUAAAGUUCUAACACUGAAACCAGUAUCCUUCUAAGCUUCCAAAAGAUGGCAUCUGCUAUCUUUGAAUUUUUUUACUUUGCAUUAAACAUCAUCAUAAGUAAUCCUGUUUAUAGCACAUGUAUGCAAGCACUACUUCACAUUUUGGACAUUCAUAGCUGUAAGGCCAUAUCUUCCUUUGGCCAGCAAUAUAGUUUGGGUAAAACCUCAGCGCCUAGGGCUUACCGAUCGCAUGGUCGGCGGUUUGAAUCCCCGCGGCGGGGUGAGCUCCCGUUGCUUGGUCCCUGCUCCUGCCCACCUAGCAGUUCGAAAGCACCCCUAAGUGCAAGUAGAUAAAUAGGUACGGCUUUAUAUCGGGAAGGUAAACAGCGUUUCCAUGUGCUGCGCUGGUGCUGGCUCGCCAGAGCAGCUUCCUCACGCUGGCCACGUGACCCGGAAGUGUCUCCGGACAGUGCUGGCCCCUGGCCUCUUAAGUGAGAUGGGCGCACAACCCUAGAGUCGGACACGACUGGCCCGUACGGGCAGGGGUACCUUUACCUUACCUUUAUAGUUUGAAGACACACUUUUGUGCAUGAAUGUUUAAUAAUUUGAAAAGGGACACCUUUUCAAAUCUCUGAAUCUCUACUGGAGAAACAAUGUGGCUAUAUUUGACAUGCUUGCGGGAAAUGCUUUCACAUCAUUUUCAAACAGUGGCCAUUGUGGCCCAACUCUCGUGCCGGAUCUCCUCCGGCUCAGGAGAGCUGGCUAUCUCUGCACACUUUGCUGGAUCCCAUAUUUCAAACACUAUGCAGAAGCAAUGUACAGUAUAAAUAAAAGGAAACAUGCAUAAUAACCUCUAAACCAAGCCUUAGGUUCCACAUGGAGGGUUGGAAUAUGGCAAUAGCUCUGGCUGCACCCAAACAAUCUUAGAGAUGGUCCUGUGAACCACCCUGAGACCUGCGGGUAUAGGGCGCUAUACAGAUUUUAUUAUUAUUAAUAAUAGUCGUAAAUCUAUAAAGGCAUGCAUGCGCCUAGUGGCAGAUCCUCUUUUAGGAGGCGGAUUUCCCCUCUUUGGAACAAGCCUACGUGCCUCUCGGUUCCAUUUGCAUUUGGCCUUUCGCCCCCGAUCUGCAGGACGGAUCGGGCUCCCUCCCCGCGAGAGUUGCUGGGCAGUUUUCAAGCCUCCUCCCUCCCUCCCUCCCUCCGCGAAGACGUGCAAGGCUCCGUCCCAGCUGUGGCGGCUCUGGCCACGUGGGCGAGGAGGGCGGGAGCGGGGGAGGAGCCGGGGGGCGGGCCCGGAAUGUGCUCUGGGAAGCAGGCGCUUUUAAAGCAGCCUUGCGCUGGGCGGAUAGCGUUAUCUCGUGCUGCAGGCGCCGGCCCCUGGCUCGGGAGGAAGCGGCCCUCGUCCUCCCUAGAAACGUGAGAGACCGGUGCAUAAGGUAUGCAGGAUUGCAGGGCGGGAGGGAAGCGAAGGGGCAGCUCAAGGCAGCCAAAAUGGUCCCAAGGAUGCACAAUUGGGAUCAAGCCCCCUUCCGGGAGAAAUGUGCACAGGGCCGGCCGCUUCCGAUGCCAGGAAGCAGAGAAGCGCCCGGCUCUGAAAACUGCACACGCGAGCAAGCCCCCUGGAUCUUAGCGGGGAAAUAAACGUAGCACCGGGCUGCCGAGGUUGCCUGGUUUCAUUUCGCGUGCUGGUUAAUAUUAACAGAAGCUGCUGCUCGUUUCCACAUUCCUCAGGAGUGCAGGGGCUAGAAGUCUUGAUUUCUUUACAGGCUACGUCUGCUUCUCUGAUCUGCUACUUGGAGCAAGGUUCAUGCUCGUUAAGCUCUGAGUCUACUCACUGAGUAAAACUUGGCCGAGUGGCACCUAUUAUUCUUAAAGCUGGUGUCUGAAUUCUUUGCUGGAUUUACAUUCGAAAGAAUGCCAGUAGCAUAGACUGGCUGUGAGCAUGACCAGGAUUUUUGUUGGGGGAGGGGAGUCGUUGACCUUUUUAGGGGGGAUCACGGUUAAAAAAAUCCCUCCAAAAAGAAGAUAUUAGGGGGCAGGCCCCUGCCUCCCCUUGGCUAUGCCCAUGUCUGUGAGGCAUCUUAAACUGAACUAAAUUUUAGUUCUGUGUGCUGGGAAUCACAUCUGUGUCAUCUUGGGUUCAAUGAUGGAAGAAAAGAGGGGUGAAAAUGUAAUAAAAUAAAAAGUAAUGGGGCUGAAAACUUUUUUAAAAAAAGGUGAGUGCAAUAUGCAUGUUCCCUCAAAAGCAUGGUCUAUUGCAGACAAUGGAAUUUCUGCUAAGUAAGUGUAGGAGUGCUGGUUUAAUCACCCAAAUGGAACAACAACAAAAAAAUGCUUCAAGGGGCAUGGAAUAUGGCCUUGUGGAAUUGAACAGGGGGCUAGUAUUGAAAAACUGGUCCCUGCUGGGUUCUGGCAAGUGCAGGUGAUUUGCUUUAAUAGGGGAAAACAUUUAUUGAAACAUUCUUUCCAAUUACAAUCUGAAGUCCUGUAAAACAUAUUUGAGUUUGUUGGUUGUGUAACUUGACUCUAGGAAUGUGCUAGUAUCGUGGGUGUCUAAAAGAAUAUUUUAGAGUUUUUGGGAAGCCUAUGUACAACUUGAAUUUAUAAUCUGUGGUCAUGAGCAUUAGUUAAACUUGUUGUGAGCAAGGCAGGAGUGUGCAAAGAUGAUAGAAGCCAUCUCUGAAGCCAGCUGGAUAAUGCAGCUGCUGCUUCCACCUAACAAAUACUGGAAGUGUUGAUCUGUUGAAAAUGCAGAGGUAGGACCAUAGUCAGGGACUGGGAAAGAAAAGACUAACAGCACAAUUAAGACAGACUUGGGUUGCAAGAAUCCUUGGGCACAAAUAUGCUGGCUGGGUGGCAAAAUUAUCUAGAGUAGUGAAAACAAUAUUGUGUAGUCUGUUGCCCAUUUCAUCCUCCUUUGUUUGUUUGAGUGGGGCAUAUUGCCACAUAAUUUUUUUGUGUUUCUCUUUUUAGAAAUGUCAAGGAUGAGUCUACCCCAAGAGACAAGUGCAAGCUCCAGCAGCAAGGAACCCCUUGUCAAGUGUCUUCAGGCUAAGAAGGACUUGGAGACAGCAAUUGCUGGAGUAGUCAAGGCUGAACAGCAAGUUAAAGACAACUGGAGAGAGGUAUUUGGGGGACAGGAAGGGGAAGAAAUAAAUAAAAAACCCCAUAGCUGAUUCUGGAGAUUAUCAUCUUGAUGCUGCUCCAUGUAUACUAAAGCAUCACAUAUGUAGCAGCACCUCCUGCUUUACUAUACCUGAAUACUUCAUCAUUCCUCAUUGAUGCCAGGGAGGAAUACUAUAAAUGCAUCUUGUGGCAGUGUUGGGAGCCUUGGAGGAGGGUCACUUGUGUGCUAGCUAUCUCUUGAAACUUUCCACGUUGAAAUGGGGGCCCACCGCUGCAUGAAGUACAAACAACUUGGCAUAACAAUGAUAUUAAAUGGGCUUUGGUUGAUUCUACUUCAGACACUUGUGGCUUAGAACUAGUCUUAAGAACAGUGACUGAAUCCAGCAUUUUUUAUCUUGCAGGUGAAAGCUCAAAUUCACAGCUGCAUCAGCCGCCACCUGGAAUGCUUGCGCAGCCGUGAAGUUUGGUUGCUUGAGCAGGUGGAUCUCAUUCAGCAGCUGAAAGAGGAAGCCUUGCAACAGCAGGCCCAGCAACUCUGUUGGGUAAGGUCUAACCGUACACUUAGUUCAAUUUAUGCUUGAAACUCUUGGUUCAGAACUACAGUAAUUUAGCCUUGAGUGUGUGCUAAUUGUGAUUGGCAUAAGAACACAUUGAGCCUUUCUGAAGUUGGCUCUUGAUAUUCAUAGUGAAGUCACGUAUAGUCCUUUUGUCUCUUACAGUUGUUAGGACAAUUCAAUUGCCUCAUCCAUCAGCUGGAGCAGCCUCACAGUAACGACCUUGCCAAUCAAAUUUCAUUGUGUUUGGAGAGGUAAGCAAAUCUAUUGAAUUCAUCUUUGAAGGGAAGCUUUGCUUCUGCACAUGACUGUGGCAUGCUGGGAAGUCUUGCUUCUAAGCUUUUCUUCUGCACAUGCUGCACAAACCGUUCUACAUUCCCUCAUCACCCUAGAAUGUUCAGUUCAUAUUGAGUUCAUGAAAACAUUAUACUCUGACCUGUUCUUAAUUCAUAGUUGACCACAUCUAUCGGAAUGUAAUUGUCUAAGUCUUGCUAUAUCAAUCACUAGUUAUAAUUUAAUUAGGAGGUUUCAUGCCUGUCUAGUUCUGUGCUCCCUUUCCCAACCUUUAAUCUAUUGGUGAUUAAUGUAAUAUGUAACCUUUGCUUUGUACUUGUGUUAACCAAUCAGCAAUAAGCACAUAUGUGGCAAAUGCCGUAAUAUUCAAUAAAAGGGGCUCUCCGAGACUUGCUCGAGAGAUGCCUCCCGUAUGACACCUUGCCAUUUGUCUGUCGUUCAUUUCAACCCAACACAUCUUACUGCCAGGCUUAGAAUUACUAAAAUUACAAGGUGUGUUUCACACCAUUAUCAGCGGUAUGAGAUUGCAUACAAUUUAUCUUCCUGCAAAAUAGAAUCUCCAAUUUCCUAAUGUGUCUUGAAAAUAUUGAACUACAGAUUUAAAAAUUGUGACCUUGAAAAGUGACUCACCUAUAUGUGUCUUGGUUUUGAUUUGUUGAUCAAAUUCAUAAGCAUCUGAGAGGCCUAAUAUCCUUGGCACAGUUCAAAAUAGGUCACAAAGGCCAUGUUUUCAGCAGGAUCUGCUCAACUUUUUAAUCUAAUGAACAGUGGCUUCAUUUUGGGGCUAUGGAAAAUGAUCAUGGUCAUUUGCUUUUUCAACUUGAGUGCUUGAUGCAUAUUUUCUCUUCACCCCCCACCCCACCCCUUUAACAGACUGGGCAAUUUAACUCUCCAGCCAGAAGAAAAUUCCAUUCUGAGCUUUGAGGCGAAUAUGCCAUUCCUUCGUGAGGCCAUCACAUCUUUUGGCUCAAUCACAACAAUGGUGAGUAGAGGAUUUCCUCAAGGGUGUGGGAUCUGUUCUAUGUAUCUGCUACUUGGAAGCCUAUAAUCAGUAGCUACAGUCCUGAAGGGCUGCAUAAGUUCAUGGUUUUCAACAUGUUAUUAGCUUGAAAAAUUCCAGAGUUUUAAAAUUACAAGCUCAGUAAGAAGUAAGUUACAACCAGUAAGUUUAUCAUAAUUCUGACUUGCUCUGUGUAUUUAAAAAUAGCAAACCUCUGAUGAUGAAGAAGACUACACCCCAUGGAUUUCUGGGAAGAACUGCCCUGUGCCAGCCAAACUUGAGCAGGUAGAGUUAAAAGUUGUUUACUGCAUGAUAGCAGCAGAACAGAAGUAUCUACCAGCAUUUCAUUGUGGGUUCUGGGACUUGAGAGACUUAACAGAAGGCUUGAUUACAGGUAUAGGACCAAGUGCGCUUGCUGUGACCUUACAAUCCAGGAACAGGGAAUGUCAUCCAGCACAUGCCCAACUGCCCCACAUCCGACAUCAAACUGCAAAGAAAUAAUUCAAAUUGCCAUUUAGCAAGUGGGACUUGCAUUCAGUGCCUUUCCAACUUGGUGCCAAAUGGAAGCCUUGCUGGGAAUGGCUACAACUCCAGAGUUCCUGAUUUCUGCCAAAAGCAGGGCUUGUGCAGGCACUGUUUGAAUCCAAACUACCUGAAAAGUGGUUCGAACUCAUGGUGAUAGUGGGUAGCUGUGCCCACGUUAAAAUUGCUAGCAGGAGGUGGGGAAGUUCAGGAUCUGGACAGCAGGCCCACCCCUAUUCUGACUUCUCAGGGCGAUUUACCUUUUGCAUGCACCAUAAGCGAGCAUGCCUUUCAUCUACAGGGAGUUGCUACAAUAUUUAGAACUCUAUGUAUUUCCUGUGAAUAGCUAUCAUGCCAUGACCCACCAAUUAGGGCACUUGAUAAUAGGUCUAAACUGAGCAUGCUGUGCAAAUUCACAACAAAUCCGAUUCCAAAAGUGUUUCCUGCUCAAAUGUUGAAAGAAUCCCUUCAUAAAUCUGUCAGGCUCCAAUGAUGGUUUGGUUGUUCCUUGGGGUGGUGGUAGUUUUUUCCUGGUGAUCUCUAACCAGAACUGAAUGUGUAACAAUAAGUUUGCUGUUGUGAUGUUAGCAGAAGCCUUCUUAUGGAACUGUGGGAUGCCCACUCUCUGACUGGCUUCUUGGAAGUAAACCUGACAGUGCCUGCUGUGGUCCGCAUGUUCCUAGCAAGAAGUACGAAGACUGGCUCUUGAAAACACAUUCACCAGGGACCAACCAGGUAACAUAUUUUAAUUGAUUACAGUACUUGGGAAAAAGUAAGUUUUAGAACUGGUGGGAUGUCUCAUUUUACAUUUUCUGCAUUACACCAAGGUGCAAAUGGUAUAUUGUUAACUGAACUUUUUCCUGGAAGUUUUUAACGUUUGGUAUCAAUUUUGUUUGUCAGGAUUUAAAGUCUCCCAAAAUGUGUUACUUGGAGCAAGCCUGGGGAAAUCUGAGAAACUUGGAGAACUGGCUUCUGCAGAACCAACAAGAAGGAUCUCCUGAGAAAAUGGAUUCACGCCGGCGCAAAAGUUCCACCUCCACAGUUAGUUCCUCUUUUUCCAUUGAAAAGAUAGAUGAGUUGGAGCUCCUGGAGCAAGAAGAGAUGGAUCUUUCCGACUGGCUGCUUACGCCUUCUGAAUCGGAAAACACGAAUGCCUUGGAGAAGUGGGAAUGCGUGUUUAAGCCCUUUAGGGAGGAAUACAAUAUCAGCGAUUGGCUCCCCAAAGCCGAUUCCUGCAACAAUUGUUGUGGCAUCCAGGCCAAGGGUAUAGAAAUAGAAAACCUUGGCAAUCUCAGGUGUCUCGGUGAGCACCUGGAAGGGAAGAAAUCGUCCACCAAUGAUGCCUGGCUUCUGCAGCCCUCUUUCAAAGUCGAAGAUGUAUGCAAAGCCAAUGAGCCAUGUUCUAGCUUUUCAGAGUGUGUGUGCGAUGGAAACUGUGAGAAGGAAGCUCUGUGCAAGUGGCUUCUUCGGAAGGAAGGCAAGGAUAAAAAUGGGGUGCCAGUAGGACAGACACCUAGCUCCAUCACUGAGCCUGGUGAAGCUAAGCCUCCCCUGAACAUCUGGCUCUAUCCUUCUCAACAGCUGGGGGAGGAACCGGUCCCUUCUGCAACCGAACAGGACAGUCCCGAUAUUCUAAAACCACUGAAAGAAUUGCUUGAAACCCCAUUAUCAGCCUGGCUAGCCAAGUCAGAGGCCGUAGCAUUGGGUGCAGAGGAGAAAGCAAGCAGGGAGAAAGCAGAAGUGAGUUGCAAGAGUUCUCUUCUGGAGCUUCUAGAACCAUUCCACCUCCCUCUUAAUGUAAACAGCUGGGUGUUGUCUUCAGCGAACACAGACUCUUCCAGUCAGCCUCCUGCAGAAGACAAAUGGCUGCAACGCAAGAAGGCACACGUAUGUAUUAACACUCAACUGUCUCUGGCUCCUUUAGCAUUACCGUAUUUUUCGCUCUAUAACACGCACCCAACCAUAACACGCACGUAGUUUUUAGAGGAGGAAAAUCCGUAGGCAUGCCACCCGUAGGCAUUCCCUCCAUAACACGCACAGACAUUUCCCCUUACUUUCUAGGAGGAAAAAAGUGAGUGUUAUGGUGCAAAAAAUACGGUACAUUUUUUUAAUAGCUCUACAAGUUCCUUGAAAGUCUGUGGUGAGGAGUCUUAGCUUCUUAAGAUUACUUUUUAGCGCCACUUGCAGCUUGUUCAAAAAUACAGGAUUAGCAUGGUGGUCCACACUAGGCGCAGCUUAAUGAGAAAUCUGCCUUUUAUUCCAGGACUACGGCCUUCCUACAGUGUGUGACCUCUUUGCAUGUAUGAAGCUGAAUGGAGAGAGAGAGAAAUGGCUAUAUCAGAAUCCUCUACAGGUAACCAUUCAGCUGCCAUUUCUCAUUUUAGCAAGAAUCUUUAACACCUUUCCUUUGAUAAUUGUUUAUUCACCUCCAAGGUUUCAAGCAGCCCAAGUUCCUAAAAACUUGAGGGAUCAAACAUUACCAUCCCUGGUUCCUUGAACUAUGAAUCAUUAUUGUAACCCAGUCAUUUUGCCCUGUGUUCCUUGGAUCUUUAAGCAAGACUUGGACUAGUUUUUAAAGUUCUAUAUUUGGCCAACCUACAGUUUAGAUUUUUGUGAUGAAAUCUGAGGUGGUCGUAUUCUCGAAACCGAAUACUCUUGUGAUGGAAUGGGUAGUGAUGACAGUGCUGGGUGUCACUACUCAGUUACUCUAUAACAGUUCGCCCACAUUGACAUUCAGACGAGGGAAUUUCCUUGCUCUGGAGUUUCGGUAGGUUUAUCUUCUGUUAGCCACAUGGCAUGUUUGAAGGGGAGAGGGGAAAGUUUAAUGUGCAUAUGAUGGCAUUGUGUAGGCAUAGACUAACUGUUGCACUGGUCUAUGAACCCUUAUCCAGGUCAAUUGCUUCAGGAAUGUACACUGCAAAGUACGUAGCCUACAACCAGGAUCUGCUGAUACAGAGUGCGUUUAACCUUCCAAGGAUAUCAUGGGUGUAGUUGCACAAUUCCAGCAAUAUUACUGUUUCCAGUAAUUGAAUCUAAUAAGACAGGUGCAUUUGAAAAAAAGAUUUGUUUUUUGUGUAGCUUCUGUUCUAAUGAACAAUUCUGGAUUGCAUUUCUAGAUGUGA